AUGGUGAUUGAAGGCGGGUCUGAGCCGUCACCAGCGCACGCUGUCUCUGCGUCUGAGAUGUACGGAAGAUCCCCGCCUGUGCCUGCCUCGGAAACUGCCGCGAUGAAGCCGCCGCUGCCGCCUGCACCGACACCUGUUCGGCCCGUCUCUCAGGCACCGUCUCUCCCAAAUCCCGCCCCGCUGGUUGUUCCGCCGCGUGUGGAUGCGGUGGUUGUUCCUCCUGCUCCCGCUCACGUGGAGUCCCUUCCUGCAGCCCCUGCUGAGCCAGCUGGUCAGGUUCCUCCCGUCGCUCUUGGCGCGUCGCCGGUCGCCGCUGCCCCUGUGGCGCCGGCUGUCGCCGAGGGCUCUGCCGCGCCGGUGGUGUCGCAACCGGCGGUGUCCGCCACCACUGCCGGCCAGUUCCUCGUGGUGGGACCUGUUGAAGCUCCCGCCCCUCCAGCUGCGGCGCCAUCUCUGCCGCUCCUAAACGUCCAGGCGGUGCCUGAUCCUGCGCCGCUCGCUGCUGUUCCCCCUGCUCAGCGACAGCCGUCAGUAUCCAUCUCUGCUGCCCGUCGCUCCUGCUCCGCCGGCUGCUGCACUACCUCAUCAGUCGCUGGUGGGGCCCUCUCUUUCCGCUGUGGUGCCAGAGGCGGUCUUCCUCUGGAGAGUGGCCAUCGGGACGAGUGCCUAGAUGCCGCUGAUCGGCUGGGCGAGCUCCUGGCGCCCGUGUUGGCUGCGCCCGCGCGGGGUGGAGUUGCGGGCGUUGGACAGCUUGGGACGGCGGUCCGUGGGCUGCGCCGGUUUUUGCGCGCAGGGACUGCAGUCGACUUGAUCGGCGCAACCACUGUGGUGGUGCGCGAGCUUCAUCGCUCGUUGACGGGUCUUCUCGCCGUCCUUGACGUGGAUCAGAUAACCUCACCCCGGCCCCCUUUUCUGCCUCCACACCCCUGCCCCACUUACGGUAGUCCCUGCAGCGGGGUCUUUGCUGGCGGUGUAGCUGCUGGCGGGGUCUCUGCUGGCGGGGGCUCUGCUGGCGGGGGCUCUAUUGGCGGGGUCUCUGCUGGCGGGGGCUCUGCUGGCGGGGUCUCUGCUGGCGGGGUCUCUGCUGGCGGUUGCUCCGCCGCCACUCCCUUCCCCUCCUCCCUCUCCCCCCAAAAGCGACCGCCGCUGCACCUGCGAACAGUCGCCAUGGGGGGGGAGACGGGCAGGGGGCGGGCGGGCGGGCGGGUUGCGCGGAUGGGUUGCGCGGACUGGGUGCGCAGGCUCCAGUGCAGGCGGCCGCCACUGGCGUGUCCAGCUGGCGCGUCGGUUGGCGAGCUGGCGGGUGCGCCGGUGGGCGAGCUGGCGGGUGCGUCGGUUGGCGAGCCGGCUGGCGUGCUCGUCGGCGGGUCCGACGGCGGGGUCGCAGGUGCGUGGGCGAACACGCCGGCGAUUUCGCUGGCGGGCCGCUGGCGAUUUUGCCGCGGGUUGCUGGCGGGUCCGCUGGCGUUCGCCAUAGCGUCCGCCGCGGCCGUCAUGAUGAGCACCGCGACGCGACGGGACGGCCACGAACGUACUCGCCGUGGCGCCCGUCACUAA
Messenger RNA from Closterium sp. Naga37s-1, 1557 nucleotides. The record is from the annotation of a GenBank genome assembly. Lineage: Eukaryota; Viridiplantae; Streptophyta; Zygnematophyceae; Desmidiales; Closteriaceae.